This is a messenger RNA of Gavia stellata (red-throated loon), 447 nucleotides long. RefSeq names its product dnaJ homolog subfamily C member 15-like. Gene Ontology annotation, biological process: protein import into mitochondrial matrix. Gene Ontology annotation, cellular component: PAM complex, Tim23 associated import motor. NCBI's taxonomy places the organism in Eukaryota, Metazoa, Chordata, Aves, Gaviiformes, Gaviidae. Gene Ontology annotation, molecular function: ATPase activator activity. The record is from RefSeq and is a predicted model, not a curated record. The transcript has a single exon.
AUGGAAGGAGCCGUGGCCUCCUCUGAGGGCCUGCGCUAUGCCGAGUACACCAGGAUUCCUAUGGGCACCGGCAAGGGCGAAGCAGAGUUGGACUGAAGGCUGGCCAGAGCUGUGAUAGCUGUUCGACUUGGUGUUGCAGCUGUUGCAUUUGCAGGUCGUUAUGAUUUCCACCUUCGGAAACCAUUGGACCAGGCAAUUACAGAGACAGCAAAGAGGAUUUCAACUUCUAGUCUUUCAUCAUACUAUAAAGGAGGAUUUGAACAGAAAAUGAGUAGGCGAGAAGCUAGUCUUAUUUUAGGUGUAAGUCCAUCUGCUGGCAAGGCCAAAAUCAAAACAGCCUGUAGAAGAAUCAUGAUUUUGAAUCAUCCUGAUAAAGGUGGAUCACCUUACUUAGCAACAAAAAUAAAUGAAGCAAAAGACUUGCUGGAAUCCACUGCCAAAAAUUGA